CAUCAAUCUAACCUAACAUAAAAUCGUCUAAAAACAAUAAUUUUCAAUAGUUCGAUAUUAGAUUACUUUAUUUUGCUAUGAUAAAUACUAGCUAUGACUAGUCAGUAUAAGAAAUUUAUAAAACUCAUAGCAAAGUGGCCCUUGGAUAGCACUAAGGGUGAGAGAGACUUGGGAAAAGUAAUCAGAGACAAAGUAAAGGAAGCUUUUGAGUCAACAGAGCGGGUGAACCUUGAUUCUGAGCUGUGUAAUCGUCAAUACGCUGCACUCAACCGCCUGGCAGAUAACCACUACAGAAACAAAUAUAAACGUACGCACAACAGUACGGCGACCGGACUGAGCACUGAAGAGUGUAAUCUCAUGCUGUCCAGUGAAGUCCUCACUUAUUUGAAGGAGGAAAACAAAGGUUUCUUUAAACAUGUUGAGUACAAAGACCACACUCCCGUUCUGCUAAAUGAAGCUAUAAAACAUCUAAGUCCAAAAGACAAUGAGUAUUACAUUGAUAUGACAUUUGGAGCUGGCGGGCAUUCUAGAAAAAUACUAGAAUCUUCCAAUUGUAAUCUUAUAACUCUAGAUAGAGACCCACUUGCUUUUGCGAAAGCUCAGAAACUCGCUGAAGAAUAUCCCAACAGAGUCACACCACUAUUAGGUAGAUUUAGUGAAUUACCGAACCUUCUGAAAGAGAAAGGAAUCAAACAACAGUCAGUAGAUGGAAUUUUAUUCGACUUUGGGUGUUCCUCCAUGCAACUAGAUAAUGGAGAAAGAGGCUUUUCAGUUAGCAAGAAUGGAUAUUUAGACAUGCGAAUGGAUGCCGGCCGGGACCCAAAUCAAAUAACGGCUAGGGAAGUACUCGCUACAGCAAAUGAGCAUGAGUUGUACAAAAUAUUUAAAAUCUAUGGUGAAGAGAAAAAAGCAGCAAAAAUCGCACAAACGAUUAUUCAAGCCAGAUACAUGAUCAAAAAUAUAGAUACUACGCAAGAGUUAGUUGAUAUUGUUAAUUCUUGCUGUCCGGAUGAGAUUAGAUUAGACAAACUUCAAAGACCACAGUCUAAUGCUACAAAAAUAUUUCAAGCUUUACGUAUCUUUGUUAAUAAUGAAUUGAACGAAAUCAACUAUGGGAUGGUCUUAGCGAAAUACUAUCUAAAAAUCCAUGGCCGCCUUGUCACGAUAACUUUCCAUUCAUUAGAAGAUACAAUAAUUAAAAGGCAUAUAGCUGGCAAUAUUGUGAAUGAAGUCGCGAAUCCUGUCCCAUUAAAGUACCUGAGUCCUACAAUGGUGCAGGAUCAGGAUACGAUCAACUAUUUUCUGGACACACCAUGGAGAGCCAUCAACAAGCAUGUGGAAGUGCCAUCUGAUGACGAGGUGGAACGGAAUCCAAGGAGCAGAAGUGCAAAGUUGAGAGCUGCUAUUAAAGUUAAAUAGUACGAUAUAAAAAGCUUAUUUUAUAGACUACAUUUCAAUGAAAUAGUGACUUGAACUUUUGUUUUUUUGUGCAUUUGUAGUUGAUAGAUAUUGUAGUUACUAAAAAUGCACUAAAACCUGAGAUUUGUUAAUAAACUGUUAUUUUAAAACUA
Cydia splendana is the source of this 1571-nucleotide messenger RNA. RefSeq names its product probable methyltransferase-like protein 15 homolog. The record is from RefSeq and is a predicted model, not a curated record. The transcript is spliced from 3 exons. Gene Ontology annotation, molecular function: rRNA (cytosine-N4-)-methyltransferase activity. Gene Ontology annotation, biological process: mitochondrial respiratory chain complex III assembly; rRNA base methylation. Lineage: Eukaryota; Metazoa; Arthropoda; Insecta; Lepidoptera; Tortricidae. Gene Ontology annotation, cellular component: mitochondrial matrix. The coding region runs from base 94 to 1419 and encodes 441 amino acids.